This is a messenger RNA of Lathyrus sativus (Indian pea), 570 nucleotides long. Lineage: Eukaryota; Viridiplantae; Streptophyta; Magnoliopsida; Fabales; Fabaceae. The record is from the annotation of a GenBank genome assembly.
AUGGUGACCGUGAAAAGGGGACGAGGGCGGCCGAAAGCUACGGUGCCACUAUCACCUGAAAACCUCACCAGCUUGAAAACACCAGAACGUGAAUCAAGCAACACCAUUAUUGGCGGCCAGACUUCGGAGAACACUUCAAGAACCACCAUUGGAGAAGACAAAGCUAUGACAAAUACCUUGGUAAAGGAGAACAAGGAAACCCUAACAGAACCAAUACAACCACAACAUGAAGAGCGUAAACCUUGGGUUGAUGUGAUAAAUGACAAUCGGAACCCUGCAAGAGGAAUGGAUAUCGAGUACGUUGCGCCAAAUCUCAUCAAUGGAGUAUUUGAAAUAAACAUUGAACAAGAAGACAUUGAAACGGAAAUACAAUUUUGGGAUAAUGCUCUAAUCCUUUAUGUUGUGGGUGAUGACCUGAGUAUGAACACGGUGAAGAACUUUAUGCAGAGAAUGUGGAACUUCGUGAAGAUGCCAGAUCUGUAUUACUACGAUGAUGGUUAUUUUUUGAUCAGGUUUAGCUCCCAAGAAGAUAAGGAAGCAUAUAUGAUGAAAGGGCCAUACACGAUUUGA